Mytilus trossulus (common blue mussel) is the source of this 1388-nucleotide messenger RNA. Its product is annotated as zinc finger protein 235-like. The annotation marks the transcript as partial. The record is from RefSeq and is a predicted model, not a curated record. Lineage: Eukaryota; Metazoa; Mollusca; Bivalvia; Mytilida; Mytilidae. The transcript has 2 exons.
ACCUACAAAUGUGAUAUUUGUGGAAAAGGAUUUGUCCAAAACAGUAACUGUAAAGUUCACAAGAAAAUCCAUACUGGCGAAACACCUUACAAAUGUGAUAAAUGUGGAAAAGUAUUUGGUCAUAAAGGCAAUUAUAAUAUACACAAGAAAAUCCAUACUGGUGGAAAACCUUACAAAUGUGAUAUUUGUGGAAAGGAAUUUUGCCAAAAAAAUAUUUAUCAAAUUCACAUGAGAACACAUGCUAGCGAAAAACCUUACAAAUGUGAUGUAUGUGAUAAGGAAUUUGGUCAGAAAGGCAACUAUAAUGAACACAUGAGAAUUCAUACUGGGUUUCACCGAGAAAGCGCCUGUCGAAUUCACAUGAGAAAGCAUACUGGUGAACAACCUUACAGAUGUGAUGUUUGUGGAAAACAGUUUCGCAGAAAAAGUAAUUGUCUAACUCACAUGAGAACACAUACUGGCGAAAAACCUUACAAAUGUGAUAUUUGUGAAAAAAAGUUUUGCAAAAAAGAUAAUUGUCUAAUUCACAUGAGAACACAUACUGGUGAAAAACCUUACAAAUGUGAUGAAUGUGGUAAAGAAUUUAGUACCAAGAGCAACUAUAAUGUACACAUGCAAAAACAUACUGGCGAAAAACCUUACGCAUGUUAUAUUUGUGGAAAAGAAUUUGGCCAAAGCAGUUCUUGUCGUACACACAUGAUAACACAUACUGGCGAAAAACAUUACAGAUGUGAUGUAUGUGGUAAAGCAUUUGGUCACAAAAGCAAUCGUAAUAAACACAUGAAAAUCCAUACUUGGAAAGAUAAGAUGUGAUAUUUUGAAAAAGAGUUGGCAGAAUCAGUAAUUGUCUGAGACAUACAAAAACAUAUACUGAUAAAAGAAGACCUAAAGUGUGACGUAUGGGUACAAGCUUUAGUUCCGACGGUUAUUAUCGUAAAGACAUUAUAACCCAUACUUGUGAUGAAUAAUUGCAUGCACAUUUACCUGUAUCGGUAAAUAAUUUAGUGAAAAAAGUCACUUUUAUAGGCACACGAGAAUUCAUGAAAUUUACAAAAGUGGUGUACAUGUAUGAAGACAGAUUUUGUACCUUUCCAGAUAAAUAUUGCCAAAUGGCUUCGAAUGGGAUUCCGUCUUUGGGAACGAUUCACAAUGCGGGGUACUAGCUCUUUAUUCACACACAAGUCGGCAGUUCAAUACAGUAAACAUAAACAAAUUGGUAAAGUCCAAAUUCAUUUAAUAAAGUCCAAAUAUAAAGUAUCAGUGUUACAACUUAGUUAAUUUAAACCAAAAACAAUGUAUAUGAUUGCGAUGGAAAAUCCGAACGCAGUUCAUGUGCUCUCGUUGGCAUAUCCAAACGGAGUCCUUAUAUACAAAUUUAUCUUUCUUUA